Messenger RNA from Ilyonectria robusta, 1656 nucleotides. RefSeq lists its product as uncharacterized. The transcript is spliced from 4 exons. NCBI's taxonomy places the organism in Eukaryota, Fungi, Ascomycota, Sordariomycetes, Hypocreales, Nectriaceae. The record is from RefSeq and is a predicted model, not a curated record. Bases 197 to 358 code for a protein of 53 amino acids.
UCACAACUCCAAAAUACUAAUAUAAUAGACUUAUCUACUAAUCUACUAUAUCCAUUCUACGUCCACGGCCGCUUUAAAUAGAUCUACUAUACUGGCAAGCUUCGUGGAUUAAGGUCUAUCUACGUUACUGCUCCCGCUCGUGGAUUUAGUGGAGUGGUUUGCAACCCUGAAGGGGAGAGCUUCCCGACGCGCCAGCAUGCCCAAUUCGCGAAGGCUCACAGAAUUAGAGGAGAAGACAAUUAUUGAAUAUUGGGAGAAUACACAAUUUUUCACCCUAAUAUUUGACAAAUAUGUCCUCGACCUAGAUGCGCGAUCAUUUCCUCCCCCGCUUUGCGAUAUAGAAGAUAUGGCUAAUUGACUGCUUGCCGACCGCGAUGCGCCUCCAGUCGGCAAGUGCUGGGCCUCGAACUUUAUUAAAACGCGUUUUACGCGUAGGUAUAACUAUCAGAGGGCCGAAUAUAAAGAUUCCAAUAUUAUUUGGGGCUGGUUUUAGCUUAUACGGAAUAUAAUUGCAAAAUAUAGUAUCUAGGAGUUAGAUAUCUAUAACUUUAAUAAGACUGCUUUAUAAUAGGUAUUAUAUUAACUGGAAUAGUCGUUACUAUAAUCCAGGGCGUUAAUUCCCAAGGGUGGGCGAUCCCGCUGUUUAUUAUUAUUACAGGUUAAUAUCACCUUGCAGCCUGGUAUAAUAAAAGAACUCUACUAUAAGACUGGGUUAUUGCAACCUCGGAUAAUAGCUAGACAAUAAAUAAGAGAGGCCUAAAAUAGAUCCGAUAUUUCGAUAAGUAUUUAAAGACGCAUUCGUCCGGCUCAUAUCGUCUCCUUAUCCUAGAUAGGUACUAGAGCCACUAUUCGACCGAAUUCGAACUAUUCUAUAAGAAUAAUAAUAUUAUUAUUCUAUAUAUGCCGCUAUACUUAUCUUAUAUCCUCCAGCUACUUGAUAUUAGCUGCUUUAGGCCGCUCAAGUAGGCCUACAGUUGAUAAAUUGAGAAUAUAAUAAAGGCCCGAAUUACGCAUAUUAUAAAGGUUGACUUCUUUCCUGUAUUUAAAGCGGCAUUCCAAAGCGCAAUAUCGGAAAAAAAUAUCCAGGAAGGUUUCAGAGAUACAGAACUUAUUCCCUAUAAUCCAGAAAUGUGCUUUUUCGCUUGGAUAUAAGGCUGCGGACUCCGUCGCCUGCGGAGGGGGAUUCCGAACUGCCCAGCAUCUGGGUUCCAAAGACCCCAAAUAACCCAAUCGAAAGGUACUUCGCAGACUGAUUUUCUUAAGACUCGAAUCAGCCGUUAUCAGGGUAGCUCUUCGAUAUCGAUUUUGGCUGCUAUGGAUUAAUUUGCAAAGGGGGCGCGAGGAAUAAUAUACCAGUUAGUAUUAUUGAAGGCUGAGAAUAAGGACCUUCGGGAGGCAAAUAGGACACUUAGCAAGCGGCGUAGAGCAAAGAAAAUACGUCUUUGACUUUUAGGAAGCAUGACAGUAGGUGAGGGUAAAGAGCUGCAAGAUCAGAAGGAAAUUGCUGAGCAGUUAUAUAAGGAAAUACAGCAAAGUGGUAGUCGGCAGAGGCGGACGGAGAUGAAGUAACGGCGAUGUGGCACAUGCAGGAGACCCGGCUAUAAUACGCGCACUUUCCAGGCUGAUGUAGAAAUGUCUGAGAAAGAGGAUAGCGAU